Molecule: messenger RNA, 1468 nt
Organism: Cynoglossus semilaevis (tongue sole)
Lineage: Eukaryota; Metazoa; Chordata; Actinopteri; Pleuronectiformes; Cynoglossidae
Gene: apoeb
Product: apolipoprotein Eb
Exons: 5
Coding region: 16-1056 (346 amino acids)
Biological process (GO): cholesterol metabolic process; phospholipid efflux; cholesterol efflux
Cellular component (GO): low-density lipoprotein particle; extracellular vesicle; very-low-density lipoprotein particle
Molecular function (GO): phospholipid binding; cholesterol transfer activity; phosphatidylcholine-sterol O-acyltransferase activator activity
Source: RefSeq, a predicted model, not a curated record
UGACCUUUUUACACGAUGGAAAACUGUCGAGAACUUCGAACGGCUGUUGGCACAACACGCGCCGUAGGAGACGGAGCUCCUUUGCAAACAACCUAUCACAUCACACGCACACACCCCCUUUCUGUUGCAAGCAGCCUCCUCCCUUUCUUCUUGGACCCUAUAAAAGCCCUCAGUCAUCCAUUGGAGAAGCACUGGGGCAACUCAACAUCUCAGUGGUGUCCAACUACCAACAUGAAGACCGUAGCUAUCAUCCUCGCUCUGGCCGUCAUCACAGGCUGCAAUGGCCGUGCUGUGCGGCAGCAAGUUGCCACCCCGACUCAGUGGGAGGCAGCUGUGAACCGUUUCUGGCAGUACAUCUCUGAUCUGAACGUCCAAGCUGAUGGUGUCCUUCAGAACCUGAAAGCCUCUCAGCUGAGCAGGGAGCUAGACACCCUCAUCUCUGAUUCAAUGGCAGAGCUGACGGCCUACAGUGAAAACCUCCAGACCAAACUGAGUGAACAGACAUCUUCCACUCAACUGGCUCAAGACAUGCAGCUUCUGGCCAACAAACUGCAGAAGGACAUGCUGGACGCUAAGGACCGCACCACCAGCUACCUGGGGGAGCUGACGACCAUGGUGGAGCUGAACACCGACGAUGUCCGUGAUCGCGUUGGCACCUACGCCACCAAACUGAAGAAGCGCUUGGACAAGGACACCGAGCAGAUUCGCAACACUGUGGCGGCCUAUGCUGAAGAACUCCAGUCCCGAACCUCCCAGAACCUGGAUGCAGCCAGGCAGCACGUUGAGCCCUACGUCAAUCAGGCCAGUGACAGCGCCAACAAGAAGAUGGUCGAUAUCUCUACCUCCCUUCAGACCCAGGUUGAGGUUCUGGGCAAGGAGCUGAUGACCCAGACUGAUGUCUUCAAGACCCAGCUGGAGGCCACCGCUGAAGAGCUGCGCGUCUCUUUGGAAGGCAAGAUCGACGAGCUGAAGGAGCUGUUCGCCCCCAUGGCCACACAGAUCCGUGAGCAGUUUGAGACCAUCAUCGACAAAGCCACGGAGACCGCCUCGCUCUAAAGAAAGACUGUUCAAAGGGUCAAAGGAGUUACUGAUCAUGUCCUCUGUCCAAGGUCGCCACGAGCACCACAAUGCUUUUCUCCAUAACCGUUUCUUGAAACACUGACCUUGUAAUCCAUUUUUUUUUACUCCCAUUGUUGGUAAAUAAAUGUGCUGAGCUACACUUGGUCACUUAGACACACCGCACCACAGCUGUGCCUCCAUUCCUGUCAACGCAGAAGCACUGAAAUGUUCUCUUCGUGAAAACACUGUCUGUGGUUCCUAGAAUAGUGAACUGUCGAUUUUGAUCAGUUUAAAGUGUCCUGCUGUCUGUCCUGAGUGUCGAAGAGAAUUGUCUCGAAAAAACCUGGAACACACCAUGCUGCUUUUAGUAAACACUGUGCAAGACAAUAAAGAACUGAAGAAAAGGAAA